AUGCAACCCGCGUCUUUGAUGAAACACAGCAUACGUUUUCAUGCUGAAGAGAAGAAGUCCGAAUAUUUCAUCGUGUGUCCUCUGUGUCCGACGAAGGUGCGAUUCCAAGAAGCUCUUGUCAACCAUUGUCGCGAUGUCCACGAAGACGAAGAAUGCAUUGUUCAAACGGAAAUAUUCAAGAGUGUAAAAGAGUAUGAGACUUGGAAGGAAUCAGUCGCAAAAGCUUACUGUACUGCGUGGCUCAAUGUGGGCGAACACGGAAUUUUGCCCACGGAAAUUACCUACUACCGGUGCAGCAGAGUUCAUUCCACUCGUCGUCGUGCAAAGAAAUUGCUUCCGGGAACACAAUACGGCUACUGUACUUCAUUCUUGAAUGAAUAUGUCUACGAUGAUGGUACCGUAUUUGUGAAGUUCUGUGUGCGUCAUAUCAGUCAUGAUGUUAGCGCUGCUUCACUGCCUCUCACAAAGAAGGACAGGGAUAUAAUUGCUAGCUAUCUGAAGUUGAACGUCGACGAGGACAGCGUAAGGGACCUCAUACGCGAAGAUUACAAUGACCCGAGCACUAGGCUUUAUUGGAUUCGACCUGCGGACAUCAGAAGGGCUAUGUCAAGUCUGGCAUGGCAGAAACGCAAACAACGAGAAGCAGGCUCAACUACUUUCAGAAAGAGUGCCACUGAUGAUGCUGCUGAAAGAUCUUCGUCGCCCUGCAGUAUAUAUGACGACCCGUUUAUUCCAUCUGUAGGAGAUUCGGAGGAGCCUUCAAGUUCUACUGCCUGUACUGCAGAUAAACCAUCUCCGUCAUGCAAUGUUUAUGAUGAUCCGUUUAUACCCUCUGCGGAAGACUUGGCGGGAUUGUCCAGAUCACAUGAUGAGACCGCUGAUAGUCUUUUAUCGUCCUGUAGUGCUUACGAGGAGCCGCACGAUCUGUUGGAGACUGCUGACAAGCUGUUACCAAUCUGUGACAUUCCGGACGACCCGUCUAUUUCCGCUGUAACACUAAUGGAGGAAGCGUCUGCUGCGAUGAAUGAAGAUGGUCGUUCCUAUAACGAACAUAAGACUGGAGCGAAUAGUGUUUCGUCAACGGAGCCUUCUUCGUCGGUUCUGCCAGCGGAAUCCGUCGUCCCAGGCGAAUCGCUGCUUGGAUGUCCAUCUUGCGCGAAAUUAAAGAAAAGGGUGGCUGAGCUUCAAGUCACCGUGGAUAACCUCAAGAAAAAAUUGCCACGGGUAGAAGAGCCUGUGCUAUUCGACAAUAUGGUCGUCAAAGAGGAGAUAAGCUAG
Molecule: messenger RNA, 1278 nt
Organism: Ostertagia ostertagi
Lineage: Eukaryota; Metazoa; Nematoda; Chromadorea; Rhabditida; Trichostrongylidae
Source: the annotation of a GenBank genome assembly